AUGCGUCGGCGUUACGAACGUAGGCGAGCCGCUAAGGCCAAAGCUGUCGCUACUGCAACCACAGAAACAGAUGUAGUAAACACUUUGACGGGUUCUUCAGGCACUAUAAAAUCUAUCACUACCGCCACUUCGACACCCAAAAAGCGGCAAACGACUGUACAUGCUGCAGCACAGAUAAAGCUACAUGUUCACGGCCACGAGUUCCAAAACGGCGAGGAGAUUGUGCUCAAUCCAGAAAAUUUUCCGCAGUUAAAGGAACUUAUUUGGAAAGACUAUGUGGUAGAGAUCUUUCAUCCAGAGCACGCAUGCGACACUCAGCUUGGAACCUCGGACGUCGAAUUGGCUGCCUGUGCCGAAGGCUCUCCUCAGAAUCAUUUGCUGCUUGAGAUUCCAGGUAGCAGCGCUGAUCCAAUCAAAGGAAAAAUGCAGGUAAGUGUGUUGAAGGACACGGCUGCCAUCUUCCAACUGGCACCGUUUAAGGACGUUACCGUGCGGUUUCUCCCCAAGACGCAGGUUGAAGUGGACUUUGUGGAGGUAUCACUAAAAGACCAGUUCAUGUCUAGGCGAGAUCUUAUGUAUCUAAAGCAGUCGAUGGCAGGCACGGCGCUAUAUGUGGGCAAGACUAUUAGAGUGCAGGGGACACGAUGGCAGGUGCUCGACGUGCGUGCUGGCGGCGAGAAGGUUCGCAGCGGAGUCAUUUCAACAAAUACUAAGUUCACAUUUCGCUCGCGGACGUCGCGCAUCAUGUGGUUAGUGCAAAUUAGUCCAGAGAUGUGGGAUAUGGCCAAUUCUGGUAUGCUUUACUCAGAAAUUUUUCUGAAGGUGGUUCGUAAUGUGCUGGAAAAGUGGAUGAAACACAAAGUCUCGCACAGUCUGACUAUUCUCUUUUACUCACGGUGCUUCUAUCCGAAAAUGGAUCGAAAUCAAAGCACCUCAACUUCAGUGGGACAUGACUAUCACUCAAGCUGUUUUUCUAAAUCAAAGCACGCUGAUAGUGAAAAAAAAUCGUCGUUUCCUCAUGAACGAAGCGAUUGCUUCUCGAUUGGCGUCGACGAAGACGGCAGACAUUAUCAAGACUUUUACAAAUUGGUCGCAUUUGACAGCUGCAUAUCAGAUGUGCAGCCGUUACUUGUGCGGCUUAAAGAAGAAAUUAAUGCAUUUCCUCGGAAAUGUGGUUGGCGACCACCCGAAGGUUUCUCGGAUCUCUCCUCUCAAGAAUAUUAUCAAGAUGAGACUUCUCCGCGACCAGGAAUUCCUUCCAAAGCUCGUGACGGAAAUUUGCUCGAAGCUGUUAACCUUGUGCUCAAUAUAUUUGAAAAGCAUCAUAUUGACCGCGAUUUGUCGCGUAGUGGGCAGAGCGUCGUGCUAAUAACUCCUGGGAAUGGUAUAUUUUUCGUCAACAAGCGCCUUUCCGAGAUAACAGAGCAGCGCAUGAUGGACCAUGGAAUAGGUAUUGACUUAAUUUCAUUGUCGUCCCGCCCACUACACAAAUGUCCGCUCUUUCUCUUCAAGCAGUCCAGUUCGCUCGAGAUUAAGUUUUCUGGUCGGAAAGAAGGACAUCUUGCGAAUGAAGUGUGUUUGUGUAAUUACAACAAUUCACACAGCCUGAAAAAUGGAUAUCCUCGACAAUCGCGAGCGAGCUCGAGUGACGCUUUUUCCGAGACACAAUCGGCAGUGCCAGACGCUGGGAUCUCAUCAACGAGAAAUGGCCAGUUGUGCAAGAACUGCUUUCAACGAAUGGAUAACCGAAAAAAUUAUAUUGUUCCUCUAUGGAUUCCGCUCUGGUUUGUACAAGAGAAUAUGCUGAUACCGCACACGUGCCCACUAGAUGAUGAUAUUACCCAAUUUUGCGACGUCUGCGCGCCAGAAAAUGCAAAGAAUAAAUCUUUUGAGCCGCUUCCGUUGUGCCGAAUGUUCAGGGACAAUAUCAGUACUUUUUGUGGGUACCUUUCGCUUCCAAAGCCGUUGGAAUAUCUCCUACACGCCUCUCCAGGAUCUGAACCCGUCCAAUGUGAUUGGGAUGGAGAUAGCAUUGAACACGGCUUUGCAUCAUCAGUUACAAACUCUGCUCAUGACAACAUUACCUUUGCUGGUCCGAACAGUGAUCUUGUUCGCGCUCGAGCGUCUUCCAUGACGUUCUCGGAUGACGCUUUGUCGUACGAGGGGGAGGCUUUGACCAAAGUGCGAUCGUUUUCGUUGUCUGAGCAAAAUAAACUCCUACUGGAGUAUGAAAGUUUCCGUCUAGCCUCAACCCCACCAACGCGCCCUGGCCAAUCGUACUUGACGUCGAUGACAAAAAAAAGGAUGGGAGCCGGAGGGUUGCAAUCGAGCUCAGCUGGCAAUGCAAUUGAAAACAGUGAUAUUGGGGAGGUUCGGUGGCAUCAAUUUGAGCAGAAUGAGCCUACUUCACUCAACGUUAGCAUGACUGAUCACCACGAAAGCUUCGUGGCUAAAGUAGGAUCUUUGGAUGACGAAAAACCCAAGGCUAGGACCUUUUCAAGCUCGUUUCCAAAGUCGUUGCACUUGGGUGACGGCAGUGGGCAGAACCAAACGCUGUUCACUGCUAGUCCUGUCUUGCGGCCAGCCGAAGCCGCAGGAAAAGAGGACAUUUUCCAUUCCCAAGCAUUUAUGCUAAAGCAACUUACGAGUAACCAGCGUCGAUGGAGCCAAGUGCGGCCGUAUGAAAGCCGGCAGCAAAAGCUUACACAGAACAUCUUAAAGUGGCGUAGUCUAUGCUUUCCAGCGCUAUUGCCACUCGCUAGUGAUUUCAUGCCAGCCCCUAAAGAAUUGCAAGCGCACUAUACAGAGUCUUUUUACAGCGUCAUGCUCCCAGAGCGCGACGAACAAAAUGGAGUCACUUUUCGCGAUUAUCGUGAGCUUGUUCUUGAAAUGGUCGCACAACGGCUGUCCCAAGAAUUUCAGUUUGUAUCAGCCGAAGAUAAAAGUGAAGCUGGAAAAAAAGGGAGCACUAUCUUUCGACUCAGCAUGGGACAUCGAAUCCAUGAAAUCGUUUACAACGAGGAAACUCAAACAAUUGAUGUUAAGCGAUAUUUACAAAGAGUGACAACGCAGUCUGAUGUGGACAUUAUGGAGUAUCGAUACUUGCUUUGGUCCCCAACCGUCGAUCGCUUUGUUGCUGUUGCGCAGGAAUUUCGCAAGUAUCCUAAGAUUGAGUAUCAAUGGAAUCAUUUGGAUCAGCUGAUUUGCGGUUACAUUGAUGAAAUGAGUGAAGGAAUUCGCUAUAAACGCACCUUGCAUUGUAUAUUUCCGCCCCGCCUCGGUUAUUCUGAUGUCGCUGAUCAAGAAACAUUGCGAGAAUACACAGAAAGCUGUCGUAAAUUCUUGGAAUAUUUGCGGGCUAAGGCAGAUGCUAGCACUGGUUUUCCGAACGUAGCUGUCAUGACUGACUGGAAUGAACUCAUGUCGACAAGCCAAAUCAAAGCCUUCAAGCGCGUGGGCCAAAGAAGUGUUAAGAUGCUCCUGCACACAAAUGAUGCCGUCACGAGCCAGAACUGGGUGAUUACAAAGGUCGACACCGAACUGCGACCAACACAAUGCUACCACGUAGAGAUUCAGUGGCUUGUGUGCCGCAGCUCUCUCGUCGAUGAUCUCAUUACAGGGAUGAGCCGCCGCGCCAAACAGCUCGGAUUAGAUUUUCAGAGAGUUUCCGAGAACGGAAUUUCAAGCAAUUUGGCCCUUCAUCCAUUUAAUUGUCCCAUUUUCUUUCCGAUUGGCAAUGCAUACGAACAAAGGCUGAUAGAAAAGGCGCUGGUCGAGCGCUUCGACUUCUGCUGCGAGGCGCUGCAUCCUAUCCCGAUCACGCAUUUCAACCACAGAGCAGAGUAUGCGAUCGCGGCAACGGAACCGCAUGCGCGACGAACAAUCUCGUACUACCGGCAGUAUGUCCACCGGUCGCUGGCUUGCUUUGCACGUAUGACACAGACCGGAUUAGUUUGGACUUCCGACCAGAAAUUUCACGACGGCGAGAUCCAGCACAUCUUUAACGGACUACAACAAUAUAUUGAGUCUCUUCAGGUGGUGUGUUCGGUGCUGAUGAGCGUGAUGGACAGCAUGAUGGAGCCUCCAGCUCUAGCAACAGCAGAAUCUACUACUGUGAAGUUCAAUACUGACAAUAAAGCAAUAAAUUUGGGUACAUGCAGCCCUAAUCUUUCCCGAAAAUCCAAUACAAACGGUAGGUUGGAGUUUCUUGCGAGUGAAAAUGUCAGCGAAAUCAGUGGCAUAUGCAGCGAAGAAAAAGAAAACAACUCACUGGCGAUCAAUUUCCAGCUGCCUUAUGCUUCUGGUUCGGACGCGAAGAGAAGCUCGCCACUUACGGAAUCCGUCUUUGAUAAAUCUGAGCGUGGCGUCUCGUGUGUGUCGAAGCCGCGCGUGAAUCUUCUUUUAACGAACCAAACACAAUGCCCGAAUGCUUGA
Plasmopara halstedii is the source of this 4434-nucleotide messenger RNA. Its product is annotated as vacuolar membrane-associated. NCBI's taxonomy places the organism in Eukaryota, Oomycota, Peronosporomycetes, Peronosporales, Peronosporaceae. The transcript has 4 exons. Bases 1 to 4434 code for a protein of 1477 amino acids. Gene Ontology annotation, biological process: negative regulation of TORC1 signaling; positive regulation of autophagy. Gene Ontology annotation, molecular function: GTPase activator activity. The record is from RefSeq and is a predicted model, not a curated record. Gene Ontology annotation, cellular component: GATOR1 complex.